UUUUAGGGUUUUCAAUUAAUGACAGUUGCCCAACUUACCCAAACCCAAGAGGUGAACCAGUUUCCCCUCUUUUUUCUGUUAUCUCUCCAUCAAUAAGUUCAACUGUCACAAUGAAGCUUUCCCUAUCCCUUUGACUGUAAUCUUGUCUUAUUCAUCAUAAAUCUUUGAUUUUUCUAACUCAAUUGGUGUCUAUUUUUAGUGGAUCGCACUGUUUUGUGUUGGGUUAUGAGUGCUGUCGUUGAUUUCUUAUCCCUUUUUCUGAUCUGGGGCUGUAAUAAUUCCCCCCUUAUGAGCUUCAAGAGCAAGUUUUUACCUUUUUUGGGUGUUAGGGAAGAAUAUCAACAAAAAAGCGAUCAUGGUCUCCAAUAAUGAUGAUGAAAGUAGUGAAAAUGAACAAUGUGGGUCCCUUUUAAUUUUGACCAGAGGAAAAGGUACUAUCAGAUAGGAAAAGAUGUCGAUUUUGAUGCUGUAUUUGUCCUGCACACGCUUCAACUUUGGUUGUAAUCUUCGUUUGUGUUAAAGGGUCUGUUUAUUUUUGUAAUUCAUCCGUGCACACCAGGUGUUUGUGAAAAUGCCAAUGUACACUGGUGGGCAGGUGUUGGAUCUUGAAACAGCUGUUAAAGAUGGCAUUUUGGGUGGUGAUGGUGGAGGGGUAAUCUGCAGUGACGUCACCACACCAAAUUUGGUGAAAUUUGAUUUGAAGAAGAUUAUUGAACAGCUUGAUUCGAUCGAAGAAGUCGAUGUCCCGGCUGUGUUCAUCUGUCCAAUCUCAUUAGAACCGAUGCAGGAUCCGGUCACCCUUUGCACCGGACAGACGUACGAAAGGUCCAACAUUCUUAGAUGGUUUUCAUUGGGACACUUCACUUGCCCCACCACAAUGCAGGAGCUUUGGGACGACUCGGUCACACCGAAUUCGACACUUUACCAUUUGAUCCAAACAUGGUUCUCCCAGAAGUAUUUCAUUAUGAAAAAGAGGUCAGAAGAUGUUCAGGGAAGGUGUUUAGAGCUGCUUGAGACAUUGAAGAAAGUCAAAGGUCAAACCAGAGUCCAAACAUUGAAAGAACUCCGAAAAACUGUGGCGACGCAUGAAUCCGCCAAGAAAACCGUAGUCGACAAUGGUGGGGUAAGCUUCAUCUCCUCACUGUUAGGCCCUUUCACUAGCCACUCAGUUGGAUCAGAAGCCAUUGCAAUUUUGGUCAAUUUAGAACUAAACUCUGAUUGCAUAGCUAAUCUGUUACAACCCGACAAGAUUUCACUAAUGGUUGAUGUUUUGAAUGAUGGGUCAACCGAAACCAAAAUUAAUUGUGUAAGAUUGAUGGAAACUUUGUUUAACGGCUCUAAAACUGUCCCAAGUUUGAGUCUUUUGGUGGGAGUUUUAAGAUUAGUGAAGAACCGACGACACCCACCCGGGAUAUUGGCUGGGCUCCGAUUGUUAAAGAUCAUCAGUUCACAACAAUCACUAGGAAACUCAAUUAUAAGCAUUGGGGGUGUUCAGCAUUUGGUUGAAAUGUUGCCUCAGUUUAACUCUGAAUGUUUAGAAUUAUCUUUAUAUGUUCUUGAAAUUCUGUCGUUGAUCCCCGAAGGUGCGUUGGCUCUCAAGAAUUGCGCUAAUACGAUUCCCAAUUUGGUCAAACUGUUGAUGAAAGUAUCAGAGAAUAGUACUCGACAUGUGUUAUCGAUUUUAUGGGAAGUUUGCAAACUUUCCCCUGGAGAAUUUACUGUCAUUGCAGUCAACGCGGGUCUUGCUGCAAAACUUCUUCUUGUAAUUCAGAGUGCCUGCAGUCCGGUAUUGAAGCAACGGUCAGCGGAGCUUUUGAAAUUUUGUAGCUUGAAUUGCAAGUCUACCAUUUUCAUUUCAAAGUGUAAGCUAACAAGCACAUUGCAUUGAGGAUAAAAGUGGUCAAAAGUCUAAAGUCAAAAGUCAAAACCUGUUCAUAUGAUGCCCUUCAUCUAUCCUGUGUAUAUCAGCUGAAAACAUCAUUAAGAAUGCAGUGAAUAAAUCUUGGUGAAGCAUCUCAAGGUAGUACAUACGUUUGCGGUGUGUUUGGGGAAGAUCAUGUGCUUUGUUUGCAUUACUGAUGCCAAAAUGUAAUAUCUACAAAGUUAAUUGUGUUUGAAGUUGUAAUCCUCAUUUGAUAGUUAUAUGUUAUUUCAAAGUAUCCUUAAAAUCAAUUUUAUAUAAA
Helianthus annuus (common sunflower) is the source of this 2183-nucleotide messenger RNA. Its product is annotated as U-box domain-containing protein 30. Gene Ontology annotation, molecular function: ubiquitin protein ligase activity. The record is from RefSeq and is a predicted model, not a curated record. Bases 572 to 1888 code for a protein of 438 amino acids. NCBI's taxonomy places the organism in Eukaryota, Viridiplantae, Streptophyta, Magnoliopsida, Asterales, Asteraceae. The transcript is spliced from 2 exons. Gene Ontology annotation, biological process: protein ubiquitination.